This is a messenger RNA of Melampsora larici-populina 98AG31, 444 nucleotides long. RefSeq lists its product as uncharacterized. The annotation marks the transcript as partial. The record is from RefSeq and is a predicted model, not a curated record. NCBI's taxonomy places the organism in Eukaryota, Fungi, Basidiomycota, Pucciniomycetes, Pucciniales, Melampsoraceae. The transcript is spliced from 5 exons. Gene Ontology annotation, molecular function: RNA binding.
AUGUCGAUAACAAACCUUUCCACCUCAACUGAUUCACGAUUAUAUAUUGGGAAUCUAGCUCCAGCCGUAGAUGAAUUUGCCCUCGUUGCUCUGUUUUCAAAGUUUGGAAAGAUUUCAAAACUAGAUUUUCUCUUUCACAAAUCAGGUAUACUCCGAGGAAAACCACGAGGCUAUGCAUUCAUCGAGAUGAGUAGGAAAGAUGAAGCCCUGAAGGCCAUGGUUGAAUUGAAUAAUAAACCUCUUCGCGGUAAACGUAUCCUGGUGACUCCUGCAAACGAGUCUGGUCAUGAUGGUAGGCACAAUGGUCAGAAUGGAAGAGGCUCAACUUUUGACCCGACGAGACCUACUACACUGUCACUCUUGAAAUCACAACAGCAACCUAAAGGAGUCAACAAUAAGAUAGCCGCUUUGGAAGCCAAGCUAGCUUCAAUGCAACAGACCAAG